GAAGUCAUCAGUCUCCAAUCGGCAGAAUCGGGUCGCCAAUCGAGGAAAAGUCAAGUGUUUCUGCGUUUUCGAAUGGAGGAAAUCCAAUGAUCGCAAAAUAGAACGCCCAGAUGGCCUGCGACGGGUCGACGUUGCAAAAGACGAUCGUUUCCUAACCUCAAAGACAAGGCGAGUGAUGAAUUUUUUUUUUUUCGGUAGAAAUCGCAAACCGGGGUGCUGCGAACGCCCGCGAUUCACCCAGCACUGGUGGCGGAUUCGUGCAUGGCGACGGAAAUUGCCGACCGCGUCCCGUCACGCGGCGGUUGACUCCAUCCAGCGAUCCCACAUCCCAGCCUGAUCGCGGUCGCGGAUUAGCGGGUAGUGCGUGGUGGAGCGCGGUUCACAACGGAUUGAAAGUAGUGACGACCUGCGUCGCGAAAUACAUUCGUAAUAGGCGGAAGAGAAAGACGCGAGAAGAGCAAGAAAACGUGCGUCCAAGAGUAGUGUGCGUGCGUGCGUGUGUGUGCAUGUGUGUGUGCGUGUGUGUACUUUGUGUACGUGCAUGGAAAAGAAAGAGCGAAAGGGAGUUGACGUAGGGAAGAGACUGCACGAUCGUGGAGUCGCUCGAGACAGCUCGCUCCGGAACUAGGACUCGGUGUCGCCGUGUAGCGUCGCGAAACGAGAAAGCCUCCGCCGCGCCUACGAUAAUACGCGAAAAUCAGUGAAACGAGAUCGCGUUGACGACACGCGCGCGGACGACGGCACCGCUCGUUGCGUGGAACGAUGUACGUGACGGGGAUGGAACGUGCGGGAAAGUGGCGAAAACCGUAAAGGUGAUAGCGCAGUGCCGUGCACGUCGGUGGCGAUAGUAGCCCGUCGUAGCGGCGACUUCGGCAGCGGCGGCGGUAACGACGACGGCGACGGCGACGACGACGGCGACGACGACAGUAGUAACAGUGGUGGUAAAAGGUGACAGUGACAGUAGUGGUGCGGUGACGGCGCGGGGGCGCUCCGAUGGUACUUCGGUGAGCGGAGGGAGCGCGGGCGGGGGUGCGGCGGUAGAAGAGCAGGAGAGGUACGCGCCGCUGCGUGUUGCGUGUAGCACGCCGGCUCGGCGCGGGCGGCGGUGGCAGUGGUGGUUUGCGCGCGUGUUAGUGCGGCACGCACUUGCUCGACGGGGCCGCGUCGUCUCGUCGUCGUCGCCGUCGUCGUUGUCGGUGUCGUCUCGUUCCGUCCUUCUGGCCGUCAACGGCCGGCGCGAACGUCAUCGUCGCGAACGUCGUCGUCGUCGUCGUCGUCGCUCGACGGCAGCAGCGGCUCCUGCCCCCCCACCGCAGCGCGCCGCCGCCGUCGUCGCCGUCGUCGUCGUCGUCGUCGCUGCCGCCGCCGCUCCUCUCUCUCUCUUCCUCUCUCUCUCAGUCGCUCUCGCCGGGGGCCACCGCACCGAAGGCGUCCGCGCGACGAGCCAGACCAGCCGCUACGCAAGAUGGCUGUGUGUCGCUGACGGGUGCCCGACAAACCGGACAGGGGUACAGACAGUCCGCGGAUAAGCGGAACAUGCGGCUACGUGACCGUCGGGCCCGUCCCUGAAGAGAGAGACACUGGCCAAGAAGCGAGAGGGAAUGUGUGACAUGUUCAUCCAAACACAGCAGACGAGUAGCGUCAACGGCAGCAGCAGCAGCAGCAGCAGCAGCAGCAGCAGUAACAACACCGUUCACCACCCCAGCAAGAAGCGCAAGUUAGAUUACAACGUGAGCCAGCCGGUGAUCCAGCACGCAUUGGUCCAAUCGACCAGCGACUACCAAUUGGACAAUACCGGUCUGCAACAACGGUACUCCGUGAACGGUGCUAAUACCGCAUUUAGCUCGCUGCACAACAAUAAUGCGCUGCAGAAGAGUAGCCCGAACCAGCAGACCCUGGUACGAGCCUCGACGAUCAAGCUCUUAGACACGUACCAGCGCUGUGGCCAGAAGAGAAAAACUUGGUCGAGGGAAGGUAAUGGUGACGGCCUGGCAGUCCAUUCCGCCAACGCGAAUGUGGUGGGUAGUACUGUAGUGUCGCAGCAUCAUACCCAACAGCAACAGCAGCUGCAGCAACAACAGCAGCAACAGCACAGCAAGCAGGCAAGCAUGACGGCGCAUAGCAAACAAGUGGCCAACGCGGCCAACGGCGGCGGCAGCAGCAAUCCCCAGGGCGACGGGGAUUAUCAUUUGGUGCAGCACGAAGUUCUUUAUUCCAUGACCCAUCAGUAUGAGGUCCUCGAGUUUCUCGGCAGAGGUACUUUCGGACAGGUUGUAAAAUGUUGGAAAAAAGGGACAAGCGACAUAGUAGCCAUCAAAAUUCUUAAGAACCAUCCAUCGUAUGCGCGCCAAGGUCAGAUUGAGGUCUCCAUCCUGUCUCGACUUAGUCAGGAAAAUGCGGAUGAGUUCAAUUUCGUGCGCGCCUACGAGUGCUUUCAGCACAAGUCACAUACCUGCUUGGUAUUUGAAAUGUUAGAGCAAAAUCUCUACGAUUUCUUGAAGCAGAAUAAAUUUUCACCCCUGCCUCUCAAAUACAUUAGGCCCAUUCUCCAACAAGUGUUGACCGCGCUAUUGAAAUUGAAGCAAUUAGGAUUGAUACAUGCCGAUUUGAAACCGGAGAACAUUAUGCUGGUGGAUCCAAUGCGUCAGCCCUAUCGAGUGAAAGUCAUCGAUUUCGGAUCGGCCUCGCAUGUAUCCAAAGCCGUCUGUAACACUUAUCUGCAAUCACGAUACUAUCGCGCACCCGAGAUCAUACUGGGACUUCCGUAUUGUGAAGCGAUAGAUAUGUGGUCUCUCGGUUGUGUGGUUGCAGAAUUAUUUCUGGGAUGGCCUUUAUAUCCAGGCAGUUCCGAAUAUGAUCAAAUUCGAUAUAUAAGUCAAACGCAGGGCCUACCGACGGAGCAUAUGCUAAACAACGCCAGCAAAACAACAAAAUUCUUUUACCGGGACAUGGACAGUACAUAUCCAUUUUGGCGAUUAAAGACACCGGAAGAACACGAGGCAGAGACUGGUAUCAAAUCCAAGGAAGCGAGAAAAUAUAUUUUUAAUUGCCUUGACGAUAUCGGUCAGGUUAAUGUACCUACUGACUUAGACGGCGGUCAACUCUUGCCAGAGAAAGCGGAUAGGCGAGAGUUCAUUGAUCUCUUGAAGAGGAUGCUUACAAUGGACCAGGUAGAGCGCCGUAUAACACCCGGCGAGGCACUGAAUCAUGCGUUUGUUACUCUGGCACAUCUAGUCGAUUACGCGCAUUGUAACAACGUCAAAGCUUCCGUCCAGAUGAUGGAGGUUUGCAGGCGCGCGGGAGAUUUUACUGCGAGUCCUGCGCAUCAUCAGGCUCCGCCGGCGCCUCAGCCACCUCCACCAACGUCUUUAGUAGCCAAUUUUGUACCGACUACUAACGGCAGUGCGGUGACUCUCACCUUCAACAACCAAUUGUCUAAUCAAGUGCAGCGAUUAGUCAGAGAGCACCGCACCGCACAAACAGGAUAUGACAAUCUGUACCAAAUAUAUAGUAACAGCAGUAGACGAGCGACACAAUAUAGUGGCUCGUCUAGCGGAUCCAACAGCGGACGAAGUGGAGUUCACGAUUUUCCACAUCAACUGGUACCCGGUAUAUUGUGUCCACCACAUGGCUACCAAACUAUGCCAAGUCCUGCGAAGCACGUAGUUGUUGCUCAACCACCACAAGCGCAACAAGCACCUCUGCAGAUACAAUCAUCCAUUAUAUCGCAGCAAGCCGUGGCCGCGGCAGCUGUAGCUGCUCAACAACAAUACGCUGCAGUUCCCGUGUCUAUGGUCGAGACUGGUCGGCAAAUGUUGCUUACCAAUGCUGUGCAGACAUCUUGGCCUGGUGGAAGUCGUCAGAUGGCUGCGAUCGUACCAUCGUGGCAGCAAUUGCCACCGCAGCACAUUCAACAACCACUUCUCAGCGAUACUGGAGAUUGGGGAAGGCCCCUAAUCGUCGAUAGCUCUGCUAUUCUACAGGAUCAGCGGCCGGUAUUUCCUGUCACGGAAGUUUACAAUGCUAGUGCACUUGUCGAGCAUCCGUCACAGAGCUGGGGCAAGCGCACCGUCACCAAACAUCAUCAGCAUCAUGUGACGGUACCUCAGCAGACUCAGCAUAGACAUGAACACAAGAAAGAGACGCAACAACUCAGUCCUGUGAAGAAACGGGUAAAGGAGAGCACACCGCCGAGUAGUAUGCGACGACACUCACCGAGCAGUCAUUGGCAGGAACAGCCAGUUCAGUCUCAUCAUCACAGUAGCAAACACAGUAGUAGUCAUAACGUGGAACAUCAGCCAGUCGCAUCCGUACGGCAACAAACCAUCACGAUUGAUGACACGCCUUCACCAGCCGUUUCCGUUAUCACGAUCAGUGAUAGUGAAGACGAGGCACCUGGAAAAUGCUGUGGAGACCGUCAGUGCAGCGCCUGUCAAAGUUUGGCAACUCGCCUGUCGGGCGACGGACGUCCUGUCCGUGAAGAAAUCAUACGAAGCACUCAAUCGACGCCCCGCGUAAUACAGCCGAUGCAACAGUCAACACACGCGAGCAGUCAGCAACAUGCGGGUGGGCACGUUACAACGCAUAGCAGCUCGUCAUCACAUCGAACGCAUCGCAAGAAUAUCAUUAGCUGUGUCACUGUUGGUGAUAGCGACGGCGAAGCUAGCCCAAGUCGCACGCAUGCUCAUUUAUAUCUGCCGCAACAUCCGCAGCAUCAGCAAACCACGCAGUUAAUUAAGCACGAGCCGCAGCAACAACAUCACGUCAGCAGUAGCUCAGGCUAUUCUUCUCAGUCACAAAAGAAGCGGCUAUUGGCGAAGGUGCAGUCUGAAUGUAACAUGGUGAACGUCGCGACGAAACCGGAACCCGGUGUUGAGUACCUUGCUCCACAUCCGUGUCACGCGCCAGCUUGCAAAGAGCCACCGACCUAUCAGUAUGUGACCACGAGUAGUGCGCAUCCUCACCUCCAAGAGCAGCAUAUCGUGUACACGACCGGCACGGACAAACGAGUGUCCUGGCCUGGGAAGCGAGCUGAGUACAAGCAUGAAUACGUUCAACCACCGGCUGCUCACUCGAGAGACCAUCAGAAGUGGGUGGUGGCCAAUCCUGUGCAUCAAUAUAGGCAGAGCCAGGUAGUAGGUACGGCAGCCCAUCCGGGUCAUACCCAUAGUCACGGGCAUCACGGGCAUCCGGCUCAUUUAAGUCCCGGCGGCAGUGGCGGUGGUAGGAGUCCCGCCGGAGGGCCUGUGAUAGGAAGUGCCCAGCAUUUGGGACAGCCCCUCUACCAGGAAUACGCUCACGUGCGUUCGAGAGCCCACGCGGUGCCGCCUCCUGUGUACGUUACCGCGGCACCAUCACAGGCUGCUACAGCUAUCCAGCAACAACAAGUACCCACGUAUCAAGGAUUCACACCCGGCUCGUCUCCAUUAACGUUGUAUGAUUCUAGUCGAGCAUUGCCACCGCCAGCUCAUCACAGCUCGGCCAGACCGUUACUGGCGAGUCACGCAGCACAUCCGUUGCCUGCACAUAUGCAGCCUACAGCCGUUUAUGGAUUGGCCCCGCUUUCGCCAGCCAAACACCAAUACCAACCUUCCAGUUUAUGGUUUACCGAAUAAAUUAUUACCGUCGAGUCGUGAAUAAGAAUUGUGUACGAACAAAUAACGAGUAAUUGUACGAUUUUCUGGGAACUUACGAGCCGCUCGUGCCAAUCAGCGAACAUGUAAUCGAUAUCAAAUGGCACAAAGAAAGAAAAGUGUCGUGUUGAUUUUCCCCGUUUUUGUGCACCUGGUCAGUAAGUGAGCGGGUAGGGAAAUUCCGAACCGCUGCGAUUUGCGAUCAGUAGCACAAAUACAUUAUCGAGCAAGUUGGCCGAAGAGAGCAAAGAGCAGAAGCUCAAACAUUAAGACAAAAAUUUUGACAAUCCGUCCUAUAUAUAAGCAGCGACCACUCCCUUCCGAUCGCUCUCAUAAGAAGUGAGAUACGAGAUCACGGUCAAUAUAACUAGAUCUCUUUGUAUAUGUUUGUUACGUCCUUUAUGUGUCCGAAACAAUUUCAUCGUCUUAUCGUAACAAUUUCAUAAGAGGAAAAAAAUCGGAGGAAAAAACCUUGCUUUGAUAUGCAAUUAUAUGCGAAUCGAUCAUUUAACUUUUUUCUUUAAGCAGAAAUGAAAAAGUAAACAUUUUUAUCAUUAAUGAAGAAAUUUUUCACGUUUCCGCCCUAGGGAAAAGUUAUACGAUCGGUACUCUUUUCAACAACAAAAUCUCUCAUCUGGCACAUUUCUUUCUUUCUUUUUUUUUUUUAAUUCCAAGAGACAUAUAUCUCGACGUAUGCGGCAUACAUUAAAUUUCGUAAGUUUCCAGAGACACCGAAGUUUUAUUACGGGAACGGUAGAGUUUAUAAGGACAUUGUACAGACCAAAAUUUUCUAUCGAAUUGUCCCAAUCUGCUUAAGACCCAUACGUAUAGUUUCUCUAUUGUACAUAUACACACACACACACACACACACAUAUAAAUAUAUGGAACUGAUGUGUGACUUAAACAGAUCGGGAACGUUAAUAUCGACGAUAGACAAGAUAUGCACGUAGUGGCAGUGCCGAUCCACAUGCGCGUGGAACUGUUAUUAACGAACAUAUGCGAUUUAUAAUAGCGAUUUAAUUUAACUGCGUAGUGAGUCUGCAUUUCUUUAUGAUAUAUCGCAGGACGUAUCGCGCGCGAGUAUCUUGUUUUUAAUGCUCCUUAACAAAAUUAUUUUAGCGAACUAGGUUUUUUCCAAUUGUCGUAGUAGUUCGUUUUGUUCUUGCUCGUGGAAUUUUUCGAUUACAUUAAGAAUAUCGCUAAGGGAUGUAGCACUCUAUAAUCUUUUACGAUAUUUUAUUUAUAACGGGCACUCAACACUAAUGAGGUAGCCACAUUAUUCUUUGUAGUUUGUAACAUUAUUCAAAUGUUAUUCAAGUAUACAUUACACAUACACAUAUACACGUACAUGCAUACAGAUACGUCCACACGUACAUUAUUUAGUUAUAUCGCAUAUUCCGAACUUCUUCGAGUAGGAUUAUUCGGGUUGUCGUAGGUGUAGGAAUAUUCGUCAGAAAUAAGCAAGAAAUUUAGAAUCGAGUCACCAAUUUAUUAAGGUGAUUGCACGACAUCCGAAUCGACAAAAGCUUUGACGUGCCUUUUUUGGAACAGUCUCAUUAUUUAUUAUUCUUAGAUUAUUACUUUAUAUUAUCUUCACAUUCAUCUUAUUGUUUUCAUCUCCAUCAUGAUCGUUAUCAUCUCCAUUAGCAUUCUCAUUGCUAAUCAUCACAUCGUUCUUAUGUCUAACAUAUUUUGUUUCGAAUUGUGUAAAUAGCAUAUUGCAGGCAGCAUGCCUUAAGUUUGUGGUUUGAAAUACGAAAUUAUGUGUGACCACAAUUUUGAAAAAGUCAUAAAUUGUAUAUAAGUUUAACGAUCUUUUAUGAAUAUUUCUUUUUCCAUUCAUGUUUUGCAUUUUGACAAGAGGAAGAUAUAUGAACCAAGUACAUUGCACAAAUUAGUG
This is a messenger RNA of Trachymyrmex septentrionalis, 7533 nucleotides long. It is a transcript of the gene Hipk, whose product is annotated as homeodomain-interacting protein kinase 2. Lineage: Eukaryota; Metazoa; Arthropoda; Insecta; Hymenoptera; Formicidae. The transcript is spliced from 18 exons. Gene Ontology annotation, cellular component: nucleus; cytoplasm. The record is from RefSeq and is a predicted model, not a curated record. Gene Ontology annotation, biological process: peptidyl-serine phosphorylation; peptidyl-threonine phosphorylation. Gene Ontology annotation, molecular function: protein serine/threonine kinase activity; protein tyrosine kinase activity; ATP binding. Bases 1602 to 5615 code for a protein of 1337 amino acids.